GGACUUUGGAAGGUCUGUAAUACUUGCUGCGCAGAAUCUGACCCAGCGCUGACAUGUUCGCUUCAUUCCUUCGAUCGACAGUACUUUUGGGGCUUUGUGCCACAUUCAAGGCUGAUCCUACAGCCUGUGAGACUGCUUUCUUCAACUUGGUGAGUGAAGAUGCCUGCGGAAAUGAGAAUGGGCCAGACGCAUCUUCUGCAUGCAGUGCAACUUGCAAGCCUUUGGCUUGUUCAGUGGUGAGCUCCUGCAUCGAUGGCUCCAGCAUUGCCUAUGCAGAUGAUAAAGGCCCAGCCUCAAUUUCAGCUGAAGAAGUGCGGAGCAUUGUCAAGGAGCUUGAGUCUGAACACACCAACUGCCCCUGCAGCCCAACCAAACGCUCGAAUCUGACCAAGGCGUUUCAGACCAUGAGAAAGAGCGCCAAGAAGGAUCCAGUGUCUUUGAGGGGCAACGUGGCAGACAGGACCCAAGAACCAGCUGCAACCGCCUGUGAGACUGCUUUCUUCAACUUGGUGAGUGAAGAUGCCUGCGGAAAUGAGAAUGGGCCAGACGCAUCUUCUGCAUGCAGUGCAACUUGCAAGCCGUUGGCUUGUUCAGUGGUGAGCUCCUGCAUCGAUGGCUCCAGCAUUGCCUAUGCAGAUGAUAAAGGCCCAGCCUCAAUUUCAGCUGAAGAAGUGCGGAGCAUUGUCAAGGAGCUUGAGUCUGAACACACCAACUGCCCCUGCAGCCCAACCAAACGCUCGAAUCUGACCAAGGCGUUUCAGACCAUGAGAAAGAGCGCCAAGAAGGAUCCAGUGUCUUUGAGGGGCAACGUGGCAGACAGGACCCAAGAACCAGCUGCAACCGCCUGUGAGACUGCUUUCUUCAACUUGGUGAGUGAAGAUGCCUGCGGAAAUGAGAAUGGGCCAGACGCACCUUCUGCAUGCAGUGCAACUUGCAAGCCGUUGGCUUGUUCAGUGGUGAGCUCCUGCAUCGAUGGCUCCAGCAUUGCCUAUGCAGAUGAUAAAGGCCCAGCCUCAAUUUCAGCUGAAGAAGUGCGGAGCAUUGUCAAGGAGCUUGAGUCUGAACACACCAACUGCCCCUGCAGCCCAACCAAACGCUCGAAUCUGACCAAGGCGUUUCAGACCAUGAGAAAGAGCGCCAAGAAGGAUCCAGUGUCUUUGAGGGGCAACGUGGCAGACAGGACCCAAGAACCAGCUGCAACCGCCUGUGAGACUGCUUUCUUCAACUUGGUGAGUGAAGAUGCCUGCGGAAAUGAGAAUGGGCCAGACGCAUCUUCUGCAUGCAGUGCAACUUGCAAGCCUUUGGCUUGUUCAGUGGUGAGCUCCUGCAUCGAUGGCUCCAGCAUUGCCUAUGCAGAUGAGAAAGGUCCAGCCUCAAUUUCAGCUGAAGAAGUCAAGGAGUUGGUUGCUGAACUUCGUUCGGAGCACAAGAGCUGUGCUUGUUGAUGAGUAGAGUGCCGGUCAGAUAGCAGCUUUGUCUUUUGCCAGCAGCCCGUUUAGUUUUGAGAGCCAGUGAAGAGCUCCGUGGUAGCUAGGCUGUACAGUUGCAGGCCAUCAGAUACUGUAAAGACUUAUUGUUGGCCAAUUCAGGCAUGUGUUCAACGUCAUUCAGAACCCGGAUUGUCUGGACUGAAGAGUCAAGAAUUUC
This is a messenger RNA of Cladocopium goreaui, 1647 nucleotides long. The record is from the annotation of a GenBank genome assembly. NCBI's taxonomy places the organism in Eukaryota, Dinophyceae, Suessiales, Symbiodiniaceae.